Molecule: messenger RNA, 3593 nt
Organism: Lathyrus oleraceus (garden pea)
Lineage: Eukaryota; Viridiplantae; Streptophyta; Magnoliopsida; Fabales; Fabaceae
Product: pentatricopeptide repeat-containing protein At2g22410, mitochondrial
Exons: 1
Coding region: 664-2400 (578 amino acids)
Biological process (GO): RNA modification
Molecular function (GO): protein binding; RNA binding
Source: RefSeq, a predicted model, not a curated record
UGUGUCAUGUCCGUGACUCUUAUGGAACCUGUAUAAUUUUGAUAUAUCAAUUAGUGUUGACUCCUUCGCUAGGCAGGAGCACAACUAUUUCCGUACAUUAAUAUAGAAUGGAUGAGAGGAUGGAGAUGAUCACAGUGAAAGAGCUUUCAUUACAGUGGUAGAAAUCUCCAAUAAUCAGAGAGAUAUUUGUAAUGUUAAUACUCAAAUACUCAAAAUAAUAUUGAAGAGAGAUUUGUGCAAAUUGUGAUUGAGAAUUAAAAUCAAACUUAUAUAAAUGUGACCGUGAGAAACUCCUCUAGUGAUCCCACUUACAUCACAGAAAAUCAUUGAAUGCAUCUCAACAGUAGAGAUGAGAACGGCGUAAUGCUCUAUGGUGAAUGUAGGCUUGUAUGUCAAUUGAGUAUUUUUUUUCUAUGUUGAGUCGCAUAAUUGGGUCCCUAUAAAGUGGAGGUACACCACUUGCUUGUGUUUUUUUUUCACCAGGUAGAGGACAGUUUUUUUUUGGGUGGGAUGCUAUAUUGAACCAUCCCCUGUUUUAUCACCACUUUCUUCACCAUUCUUGUUCUGUUUCAUACACAACAUAAACACAGCCAAGCAUAGACUAAACUCCUCUUACUGUAUAGCACCAAACCCAUUACCCUCAUCUUAUCUCUGACUACAAACAUGAUCAAAGAGCUUCUUCACAAUGACCCUUCCUCCAUUUUCAACCUUCUCAAAUCCUACGCACUUUCUCCCCCUAACAUCCUCAAAGCCAAAGACAUCUUCCACCAAAUUCACAAACCCACUUUAUCCCAUUGGAAUCUCAUGAUCCGUGGUUGGUCCCAAACAGACAACCCAAUUGAAGCCAUUCACACUUACAACCUCAUGUAUAGCCAAGGCUUAAUUGGUAACAAUCUGACUUACCCUUUUCUCCUCAAAGCAUGUGCUCGUAUUCCGUAUGUUUCAUGCACCAGAAUGGUUCAUGCUCGUGUUUUGAAACUCGGGUUUGAGUCGGUUCUCUUUGUUUCCAACGCUUUGAUUCAUGGGUAUUCGGGAUUUGGUGAAUUGGGUUUUGCGCGGAAGGUGUUUGAUGAAAUGUCUGAACGGGAUUUGGUUUCUUGGAAUUCUUUGAUUUGCGGGUAUGGUCGGCGUAAGAGGUAUAGGGAAGUUUUGGGUGUUUUUGAAGCAAUGAGGAUGGAUGAUGUGAAGGGUGAUGCUGUGACAAUGGUGAAAGUUGUUUUGGCUUGUUCUGUUUUGGGUGAGUGGAGUGUUGCUGAUGCCAUGGUUGGGUACAUUGAGGAAAAUAAGGUGGAGGUUGAUGUUUAUUUGGGAAAUACAUUGAUUGAUAUGUAUGGACGGCGCGGUAUGGUUGAUCUGGCCCGGCGAGUAUUUGAUAGAAUGAAUGAUAGGAAUAUGGUUUCUUGGAAUGCUAUGAUCAUGGGUUAUGGGAAAGCAAGAAACUUGGUUGCUGCAAGGGAACUGUUUGAUGAUAUGCCACAGAGGGAUGUGAUCUCGUGGACUUCUAUGAUCACCGGUUACUCUCAAGCAGGUCAGUUUGCAAAGGCAGUGAUGCUUUUCAAAGAAAUGAUGGAAACUAAGGUGAAGCCGGAUAAAAUAACCGUUGCCAGUGUGCUCUCUGCGUGUGCUCAUAUCGGCUCACUUGAUGUUGGAGAGGCUGUUCAUGACUAUAUAAGGAAACAUGAUGUGAAGGCGGAUAUUUAUGUUGGAAAUGCUUUGAUUGAUAUGUAUUGCAAGUGUGGAGCGGUUGAGAAAGCAUUGGCGGUGUUUGAAGAGAUGGGGAAGAAGGACUCUGUAUCGUGGACAUCAGUGAUCGCAGGCCUUGCUGUCAAUGGUUAUGCAGAUUCCGCACUUAAUUUAUUUUCACUUAUGUUGUGUAAAGGUGUUAGGCCUACUCACGGAACCUUUGUUGGAGUUUUGCUGGCCUGUGCUCAUGCUGGAGUGGUAGAUAAGGGAUUGGAAUAUUUUGAAAGUAUGGAAAAAGCUUAUGGACUAACACCGGAAAUGAAACACUAUGGCUGUAUUGUGGAUCUUUUGAGUCGCUCCGGCGAUCUAGAAAGGGCAUAUGAGUUCAUAAAGCGGAUGCCUGUGGAACCUGAUGUUGUAGUAUGGAGGAUAUUGUUGAGUGCCUCUCAAGUUCAUGGAAAUCUACCCUUGGCAGAGAUUGCCGCUAACAAGCUUCUAGAAUUGGAUCCUUCUAAUAGUGGCAACUAUAUACUAUCCUCUAAUACUUAUGCAGGAUCCAAUAGGUGGGAAGAUGUUAUUAGAAUGAGAGGACUGAUGGAGGAGAGUAAUGUACAUAAACCAUCAGGUAGCAGUUCCAUAGAAAUAAAUGUUUCAAACAGUUCUCAGGAUACAUGUUUUGUUGAAGCACAAGAGAAAACUAAAUUGAACGCUAUGUAGAAGAAUCAUUUAUUUCUUUUCUUUUAUGGGAUAUCAUGGUCAAUAGAAGGGGGAAAAACGAAUGGCCUGGAGAUUUACACCUGACCCUUGAUAGCUCGGUUGUCUUCAAUUUCUCACAGCUCACAAAUGACUUCAUAUCUGUUGGGAUGAGGUACAAGUAUAAUUUCUUAUUGUGGAUUAGAGAUGAAAUUGCUAAACAGACAGAGGAUUGAUCAUUCAUGGCUGCUGCUAACUCAUACAGCUAUCAUAAACAAUAACUCAUCAAAGCCGCAGCAAAAAAUUGGGCAAACUGAUUCCAACAGAUGAGCCAUGUAGCAGCUUGAGAUAAUGAUGUUAAAGGACAUCAUCAAAUUCAUGGGGCAAAGCUUGUUUAAGCUUCUGCUUUCUGUGACAAUACCUUUUUAUCCACUUGGAUAUUGAAAGGGUAAACACCUUGACUUAGGAAACCCUUUUCCAACCCCAUAUUUGGACUUCCAGACAUAUCUUCAACUGUUUGUAACUAGACACUGGUGUAUCAAGCAGUGUUACAAUUAGGACUGUUCAAAAAAACCACAAAAUCAAACCGAACUGUAGUUAAGUAAACCGAACUAUUACUUUUGGUUAUGAACCGAACCUGUGUUUCACAAACAACCAUAACUGAACCAAACUGCAGUAAACCAAACCCAAACUGAUCAAACCAAACUGUACAACAGCUCAGUUAUUUUUAACUUCAGCUUCUAAUAUAUGCAUUGCAGACUCGGUUACUUUUCCCUUUCAAAUGAAUGCAUGAUCAAAUCAGUGAAUUGAAGAAUCCUAAAUCCCUAAAUCAGCGAAGAACACUCAAAUCACAUCUAGUUUCGGAAUCAAACCCAUAAUCGAAGUUCGCAAACUCAUAAUUGAAAGUUCAAAAUCGAAGGUUGCGAACUGUAACAUUUUUGCUACAAAACAAUGACAGCAUCACAAACACUCUCAGUUUUGUUGCUAUGCAAAUCUUGAUGUUCCUUCAUCACAUAUCACAAUACCUACUGUAAUAUAGAGAAAAAUAUAAACAUGGUUGCUUCUAGAGCUGUGAAUUAUGAUUGCUGCAGUGCAAUAUUCUUACUUGCUUGCAUACAUUGCAUAAUCAAGCUCUUAGUUGUGUAUGUUUAGUUACCUUUAUGUUUUUUCAAUCUAUUUACCAGUGUUAAUGGUUACUGAGACAGUUCUGGUGGACA